Molecule: messenger RNA, 907 nt
Organism: Macrobrachium nipponense
Lineage: Eukaryota; Metazoa; Arthropoda; Malacostraca; Decapoda; Palaemonidae
Product: translation machinery-associated protein 16-like
Exons: 6
Coding region: 1-747 (248 amino acids)
Cellular component (GO): nucleus
Source: RefSeq, a predicted model, not a curated record
AUGAAACUGGAGUGGUGUCUUCGGUGGGUUGACAGCUUGGCAAGGUACCUUCCCUGCUUAGAGUUCUGCAGAAAUCCUACAAAGAAACGGAGAUGCAGGAAUUCUUCGCGAGGAAGUGGGGCAACAAACACAUCACAGGGAAAACCUAAUGUAAAUGUACUUAAGGACAAUAAGAAAGUGGUUCAUCCAAAGAGUCGGAAAGCAAAAAAAUUGAAUAAGCAGUUCUGUAGGUCUUUGAAAAUGCAAAAACGUCGUAGUGAAAGUAACAUGAAGCUACAAGUUUUAGGUGAUAAAUUGCUAUGGUUCAAAGAAAAUAUGGAUUCUUCAUUAGAAAAAUAUACAUCUAUGGAUAUGCUUAAUUUGAUUGAGAGGUAUAUUGAUCGUAACUUGGGAGAGCUGGAGCAAAUAUCCCUGAAACAAAGCAUUGCUGGAAGAAAUUUUAAUCAGCAUGCCAGUCGUAAAGAUAGAAUAAAUAUAACUUACGAAAAUGAAAAAGAUCUAUUCACUGGAGCAGGAUUUGAAACCAUUGAUUUACUGAAUCCUGAAUCACUGAAAAUCUUCAAGGCUUGGAAUGGAGAACUUCGUUACCUAACAAAUUUUAAACUAAGAAGAUUCAAAAAACAAGCUUUGGAAGGUGAAUCUAAAGAGACAGAAGAUGCAGCAGUUUCAGCUGUAGAUGAAAUGGAAGCAGUGGAAGAAAUGGAAGAUAGUGAUAAUGAAGACGACGAUGAUCAAGAGGAGAGCUGAUUGUUUAUGUUAAGGAACAAAUGUGUUUUGGUAUCAUAUCGUAAUGGAUUGUUGGAUAUUUUUUCCUUUUUUAUUGUUAAUUAUUGAUGCAAAUAAUUACUUAAGAGAAAAUUACCAAAUGCAUGUCACUGAGCAAACCAUAAAUUUGUGUUAUUUACCA